GUAAGAAAGGUUGGGGAUCCCUGUUCCUCUGCUGUUCCCAGGGAUUGCAGUGCCCAGUAUUUAGUCCUGGUGCUCCUUUUGGGUAGAAGAGGGACACUAGCUGAGCAGGGGGGACUGACCCUAACGAGCACCGGAACCUGGGGCUCUCACCUAUUCUGCUCAGAGAGGGGACCUGACUAACAAACUUUCUGGUUCUUAUGAAACAAUUCCCUGAGUCCCUAACUGGGCCCUAGAUCUACACUAGUGAGGGCCUAUUGGCACCUAAAGGGCCCUAAAGUGCAAGGAGAGUGUAGUCCUUCCCUGACCGACACUCACUGUUGUUUAGUUCCAAAUAUAUGAAGCAAAGACGAUUUCAUGAUAACCAGGACAUACACAUACAACAAAACCACUAUGGUAAAUUCUUAGCCCCAUCUCUUUAUAACAGUAUUUCCCAGCAUUUCCAGGGAUGAGUUCAUACUGUUUAUUCUGCCAACAGAGCUCCCCCUCAGGCUCUAUGGGACAACAUGGCAGCAGAUACAGAAGCAGAGUUGGGAUGAUAACUGGUUUGUGAUACAAAACUCAAAGUACCCUUUGGAUCUCCCAAAUUCAGCCAACUAGCUUGUAGCUGAUUAAUACAAGGGAAGGGGGGCUGGUCUGGAUCUGGCAUAAAAACCAAGGUAGGGUGUCAGUGCGACAGCAGCCGCUCAGGGGAGAGGAACGCAGAGAGGACCCUGCACACCUCCACACUGGAGGAGGCCAUUGCUUAGCCGGAGCAUCAUGGCCAAUGUUUCCAUAAGGAAAUACAAAACCAGUGACUAUGAGACUGCCCGCUUCUUGUUUGCCGAAGGAACUAAAGAGCAUCUCCCAGCAGCCUGUAUGUACACACUGACGACGCCUCGAUUUUAUUUUAUUACCUUUGUGACAUGUACCAGUGUAUUCAUGGGCACCGGUUCCUACGUUCUGGCCCUUACCAGCCUUGUCGCCCUGUUGGCUGCUGGUUUUUACGGCUUGUACUCUGAAUUCCAUGGAGUUGCAAGCCACGCUCUGCGUAAUGACAUGCUUGAUAUUGAGAAGUCCUACAUGAUGAGUGAAAAUGCCUGUUUCUGGGUGGCAGAGAUAGACAGGAAGGUUGUGGGCACAGUGGGAGCCCAACCAUCUACAGAUGCAGACGAUGAGCUGUUGCUGCUACAUAUAUCUGUUGCCCGGGACUAUCGGCAGCAGCGAAUUGGCACAAAACUGUGCCAGACGGUCAUUGAUUUUGCCCGGCAGCGGGGCUUCAACGCUGUGUGUCUGGAAACAGCCAAUAUACAACAUGCGGCGAUAAACUUGUAUGAAAGUGUUGGCUUCAAGAAAUCCCGUGUUGCAAUCCGCCCAUCACUUGUUCAUCAAUAUACAUCUUUUACAGUUAUUGAUUACAGAUACAACAUCAAAUCAUAGCAAAUCCAGUGGUUUAUAAUGUAUGGUACACAAUCAGCUGCCGCCUCUCCUCAGCACCGGCCUACAGCUUACUCUUAAAUAAACUGGUUUCAUGAGCAGAUUCAGAAAGAAGGAUCCAAAAAAAAGAACCCUAAAAAAGACGAAUCAGUUCAGAUGGUUAUUACAGGUAUGGGACCAGUUAUCCGGAAACCUGAUUCCCUUUUCUCUGUAAUAAUAAAACAGUACCUGUACUU
This is a messenger RNA of Xenopus tropicalis (tropical clawed frog), 1649 nucleotides long. RefSeq names its product N-acetyltransferase 8 gene 6 (gene nat8.6). Bases 757 to 1416 code for a protein of 219 amino acids. NCBI's taxonomy places the organism in Eukaryota, Metazoa, Chordata, Amphibia, Anura, Pipidae. The transcript has 2 exons. Gene Ontology annotation, molecular function: acyltransferase activity, transferring groups other than amino-acyl groups; N-acetyltransferase activity; transferase activity. The record is from RefSeq and is a predicted model, not a curated record.